CACUUCCCACACCACCACCGGUCCACCACACAAAUAAAAAAACGAAAAAACAACAAAAAACAGAAAACCAGCAAAAGAGAGAGAGAGAGAGAAAAAAAAUGGGGUCGACGGCGAAAAACAUCGGCGGCUCAACAAUGGCAGAUCCAUCCUCCGGCGAGGAGGAGGCCUUCCUGUUCGCCAUGCAGCUGGCGAGCGCCUCCGUACUCCCGAUGGUCCUCAAGUCCGCCAUCGAGCUCGACCUGCUCGAGCUGAUCCGCCGGGCCGGCGACGGCGCGUGGGUCUCGCCGGCGGAUCUCGCCGCCCAGCUCCCCACCGCCAACCCGGAGGCGAACGUCAUGCUCGACCGGAUCCUCCGGCUGCUCGCGACCUACUCCGUUCUGAACUGCCGCCUGAGGCCGCUCCCCGACGGCGGCACCGAGCGGCUGUAUGGGCUGGCGCCGGUUUGCAAGUUCCUGACGAGGAACGAGGACGGCGUCUCCAUGGCGGCGCUCCUUCUCAUGAAUCAGGAUAAGGUUCUCAUGGAGAGCUGGUACCAUUUGAAAGAUGCAGUCUUAGAAGGUGGAAUUCCCUUCAACAAAGCAUAUGGGAUGACUGCAUUUGAAUACCAUGGCACAGAUUUAAGAUUCAACAAAGUGUUUAACCAAGGAAUGUCAAAUCACUCCACUAUAGUAAUGAAGAAAAUUCUGGAAAUAUAUGAUGGUUUUGUGGGGCUUGAGACUGUUGUGGAUGUUGGUGGAGGGACAGGUGCCACCCUGGAUAUGAUAGUGUCCAAAUACCCAUCCAUUAAGGGCAUCAAUUUUGAUUUGCCACAUGUUGUUGAUGAUGCCCCAUCUUAUCCAGGCAUUAAGCAUGUUGGUGGUGACAUGUUUGUGAGUGUACCUAAAGGAGAUGCUAUUUUCAUGAAGUGGAUUUGCCACGAUUGGAGUGACGAGCAUUGCCUGAAGUUCUUGAAAAAUUGCUACGAAGCCCUUCCAGAAAAAGGGAAAGUAAUCCUAGCCGAGUGCAUUCUGCCGGAGGCUCCGGAUACCGGGCUUGCCACGAAGAAUGUGGUCCAUAUUGAUGUGAUAAUGUUGGCCCAUAACCCGGGCGGCAAAGAAAGGACGGAAAAGGAAUUUCAGACCCUGGCUAAAGGGGCUGGCUUUAAAGGGUUUAACAAAGUGUGUUGUGCUUACAAUUCAUGGAUAAUGGAGCUUCUCAAAUGAGGGAUAUAUCGAUGUAAAAAAAAAAAAAAAUGGACAUGAUAUGAGUCUUUUGGGGGAGGGUGUUUGAUUUCGUAUUUUUCUUUCAUUUUUCAUUGUUGUUGUCAUUUAAAUUGAAAAAUAGUUAAGUAUACUGGAGCAAUUUUCCCCCCCACCUAUGCCCAAAAAAAAAAUAAAAAAAUGAAAUGGUAUAUUCUCCGUACCCGUUUGUUAUUCCACUUGUUUGGUGAAUAAUAAAAAUAGUUAUUUUUUGUUCAAAUUUUCUGGCUGGAGGCUUCCUUGGUUAUCAAU
Striga asiatica is the source of this 1490-nucleotide messenger RNA. The record is from the annotation of a GenBank genome assembly. NCBI's taxonomy places the organism in Eukaryota, Viridiplantae, Streptophyta, Magnoliopsida, Lamiales, Orobanchaceae.